Messenger RNA from Rhizopus microsporus ATCC 52813, 981 nucleotides. RefSeq lists its product as uncharacterized. The record is from RefSeq and is a predicted model, not a curated record. Gene Ontology annotation, molecular function: membrane insertase activity. The coding region runs from base 1 to 981 and encodes 326 amino acids. Lineage: Eukaryota; Fungi; Mucoromycota; Mucoromycetes; Mucorales; Rhizopodaceae. Gene Ontology annotation, biological process: protein insertion into mitochondrial inner membrane from matrix; mitochondrial respiratory chain complex IV assembly. The transcript has 2 exons. Gene Ontology annotation, cellular component: mitochondrial inner membrane.
AUGUUGCCAACAUUAACGAAUAGACGACUUGCUUUUAUUAUUAGUUGUAGUAGUAGUAGACAACGGUUAAUAAUUGCUAGACAUGUGCCUAUUGUAAAUAUACCCUUCAAAGAGAAAAAGUUCCGUGACAACACUACAGCAUGUUUGUCGUCAAGUGUGCCAUUUGCUCAAUUAGACACAUCAGAUACAUUACCUGCUAUUCUUGCUGUCAAUGAAUCUAUAUUAACAUAUAUACACAACACUGGUUUUCCCUGGUGGACAACGAUUAUAGCCAGCACAUUAUUAUUGCGAUCCACGUUGACACUUCCUAUAGCCGUAUACCAACAACGCAGUGUCGGAAAGAUGAUUGAGCUUGCACCCAUGAUCCAAAGCUGGGCCGAGACAUUAAAGGUACAAGUAGGCAAAGACUCGAGAGACAGGGGACGGCCCUACAAGAUGUAUCAACAUGAACUACAAAAGCAAUAUCGAAAGAAAGUGAAUGCUAUUUACGCUCAGUACGGAUGUUCACGCUGGAAAGUGCUAUUGUUGCCUUAUGUGCAGAUUCCUCUUUUUGUUUCCAUGUCGCUUACCCUUAGGCAUUUAACAGCGUAUCCAUUACCCUGGUUUGGAAGGACAGCCGAAUUACCAGCUGAUGGUCUCACUGACGGUGGAUUAGGCUUCUUUACUGAUUUGACAGCUACAGAUUCAACUUUUAUAUUACCCAUCUUGAUUGGUGCAGGAAACUUGGUCAAUGUGGAGCUCAAUGCGUGGUAUGCGAGAGGCAUGCAGACACCGCGACAAAAGUGGAUGACAAACAUAUUCCGAGCUUUAUCUGUUGCCAUGGUACCUAUUGCAACUUAUGCUCCUACUGCCAUAAGUCUAUACUGGGUUACUUCUGCUUGGUACAGCGUGGGUCAGAACGUGAGCUUUAGAGUGCCUGCUGUCAGAUCGACUCUUGGUAUGCCUGCUUUACCUUCCAAAAAAAUAAAAAGUCACGUUUAA